This is a messenger RNA of Cicer arietinum (chickpea), 1947 nucleotides long. Its product is annotated as aspartate--tRNA ligase 2, cytoplasmic-like. The record is from RefSeq and is a predicted model, not a curated record. Gene Ontology annotation, cellular component: cytosol; cytoplasm; aminoacyl-tRNA synthetase multienzyme complex. Lineage: Eukaryota; Viridiplantae; Streptophyta; Magnoliopsida; Fabales; Fabaceae. Gene Ontology annotation, biological process: aspartyl-tRNA aminoacylation. Gene Ontology annotation, molecular function: aspartate-tRNA ligase activity; RNA binding; ATP binding.
CACUAUUAUCACUGAAUUCUUAAUUCUUAUUCUGCAGAGCGAAGGAACCUUCCAGAACAUAUUUCGAUGUCGUCUUCCGAGCCCCAAGACGCCGCAACCACAUCGGAGGUAAGUAAAAAGGCCGCAAAGAAGGAAGCCGCCAAGCUAGAAAAGCUCCGACGUCGUCAGGAAUUGGCCGCCGCCACUGCCGCCGCAUCGAAUCUAUCUGUCGAGGAUGAUCCUUUCGCCGCUAAUUAUGGUGACGUCCCGCUUGUGGAGCUACAAUCCAAGACCCCGGUCGAUGUCAACGAAUGGACCCGGGUCGAAGCACUCGACGAUUCGCUGGCGAACCGGCCGGUUCUAAUCCGAGGGAGGACUCAGACUAUUCGACCGGUUGGGAAGAAGAUGGCGUUUUUGGUCAUCAGAGAAAAUGGUUUCACUGUACAGUGCUUGGUGCAAGCGCAGCCUGAUUCAGUGAGCCCGCAGAUGGUGAAAUUCGCCGCUGCGCUCAGCCGUGAGUCUGUCGUGGACGUCGAAGGCGUUGUUUCUAUUCCGGCUGCUCCUAUUAAAGGCGCCACGCAGCAGGUGGAAAUUCAAGUGAAGAAAUUGUUUUGUGUGAGUAGGGCUGUUCCUACUUUACCCAUUAAUCUUGAGGAUGCUGCUAGAAGUGACGUUGAAAUUGAGAAGGCCAUUCAGGCUGGUGAACAACUUGUUCGUGUGAAUCAGGAUACAAGAUUGAACUUUAGAGUACUUGACCUGCGAACACCAGCUAAUCAAGGAAUUUUCCGUAUUCAGUCUCAAGUUGGAAAUGUGUUCAGACAAUUUUUAUUGGCCGAAAAUUUUGUUGAAAUUCACACUCCAAAGUUGAUUGCUGGAUCUAGUGAGGGUGGAGCUGCUGUUUUUAGACUGGACUAUAAAGGGCAUCCUGCAUGCUUGGCCCAGUCACCUCAACUUCACAAGCAAAUGUCAAUAUGUGGUGACUUUGGCCGUGUUUUUGAGAUUGGUCCUGUGUUUAGAGCAGAAGAUUCCUUUACUCACAGGCAUCUGUGUGAGUUUACAGGUCUUGAUGUUGAAAUGGAAAUUAAAAAGCAUUAUUUUGAGGUUAUGGAUGUAGUUGAUAGAUUGUUUGUUGCUAUGUUUGAUAGUUUGAACCAGAAUUGUAAGAAGGAUCUCGAAGCUGUGGCGAACCAGUACCCAUUCGAACCUUUAAAGUACCUGCGAAAUACUCUGCGGCUGACAUAUGAAGAAGGUAUCCAGAUGCUAAAGGAAGUUGGAGUAGAAAUUGAACCUUUUGGUGACCUGAAUACUGAAGCAGAAAGGAAACUAGGCCAACUAGUUUUAGAAAAGUAUGGCACCGAGUUCUACAUCCUUCACCGGUACCCUUUGGCUAUAAGACCAUUUUAUACAAUGCCUUGCUAUGACAAUCCAGAAUACAGUAACUCCUUUGAUGUAUUUAUUCGCGGUGAGGAGAUUAUAUCAGGAGCUCAGCGUGUCCACAUACCAGAAUUUUUAGAACAACGUGCACAGGCUUGCGGCAUUGAGGUCAAGACCAUAUCUACUUACAUUGAUUCUUUCAGAUAUGGUGCACCACCGCAUGGUGGCUUUGGAGUAGGCCUGGAGCGUGUAGUAAUGCUCUUCUGCGGCCUGAAUAACAUUCGUAAAACAUCACUUUAUCCACGUGAUCCACAAAGGAUUGCACCAUAAUAAUAUUAUAUCCAAACAGCGGCCGGUAUAUCAGUAUUUUUGAGUUUUUUUUGCUAGAUUUCUUCCAGAGAUUCCCGAGGGUAUUAUUUCCAUUGUCAAUCUUGGAAUUUUUUUUUUUUAUGGUGUUUGACUUGAUGUAGUAUUUGCUAUUGAGUAUUGAACUGCGUUCUUUUGUUUACCUGAUCCACUUUCAAAUGGUCCAUCUUUCCUGUAAUCAGUAUCCUGGUGAUUCAAUGAUAAAUCUGGUCCUUUUUAUAUCUGGAA